Blastomyces gilchristii SLH14081 is the source of this 272-nucleotide messenger RNA. RefSeq lists its product as uncharacterized. The record is from RefSeq and is a predicted model, not a curated record. The annotation marks the transcript as partial. Lineage: Eukaryota; Fungi; Ascomycota; Eurotiomycetes; Onygenales; Ajellomycetaceae. The transcript is spliced from 2 exons.
CGCCUUGGCGUGGGAAACCAAGACAUGUGGGUUCGAAACCUGCAGGGGAUACAUUAAAUCCGGAACUCAAGUACCUCAGGUUUCUAAUAAAUACAGAGGUGUACAAAUCACUUCAAUGAAUCACUCUAUGUUUCUGAGCUGGAAAGUUAUUAUUGCAUUUACAGAGCUGCUUAAUCUUAUAUCAAUCUCAACUAUAUUAUAUAAGAGCUCUAAAAAUACAAGGCUGAUUACACUAUAUAAGAUCUGGCUUAAAGCUCUAUCUUCUGCAUGCA